ACACCACCAAAACCUCCACUUCUACAAUCUCGUAUAGCUCUCUCUGUAACUGUAAGCAUGUCAAUUCUCCGAAAACUCCACAACAAAUCUCCUUAUCCCCAAUCUAUCCUCAAAAUCUUCCCCACUCGCUUUUUCGUGGCAGCCCAAAUCCCAAACCCUGGGCCAUUCGACGAGCCGUUUCCCGACGAGCCCACCUCCGCCUACUACGACGAGCAGGUUUACAAAGCGGGCCGCAAUGGAGACAUGGUGACUGUGGGGUAUCUCCUCAACAAGCGCGUGCGAGACGGAUGCUUCAACACCACCAAAACCUUCAACUUCCUCACUAACGUCGAAUCCUCUCUCUCCAUCCUCGACCCUUUGAUCCAAACGUUGUCUCGUCUGGACAAAGGCGUCCCUCGUAAACACGCGUUUGAUUUACUUAUCGCACGUCUCUGCAAGCUGGAAAGAACCGACGAGGCGCUGCGCGUGGUCGACACAAUGGCCAAGGGAGGGUACGGGUUGAACGCCGCUAGCUUUCAUCCGAUCGUGAACGCCUUGACGAAGAAGAAGAAGAUGGAGGAGGCGUGGAGGGUGGUGGAUCUGAUGAGUUCCGCUGGAGCUCCGCCGGACGUGACGACGUAUAAUUUUCUCUUGACGGCAUAUUGUUUUGAACGGAAGUUGAUGGAGGCGAGCGCGGUGGUUAAGAAGAUAGAAGAGGAAGGGUUGGCAGUGGAUUCACGUACUUAUGACGCGCUGAUAUUGGGGGCGUGUAGGACGGGGAAGCUGGAAGGAGCAUUGGUGUUGCUGAGGAGCAUGAUGGACGCUGGACUUCACGUGAUGUAUUCAACUUAUACGCACGUGAUCAAUGGGAUGUUGAAGGUGGGGAAUUACGAUCAGGCGGUGAGGUUUGUGAUGGCUAGUCAAGGGAGGGAUGCGAUGUUGGAUCAAGAGAGCUUUGGGGUUUUGGCUAGUAAAUUGGUUAGGUUGGGAAGAAAGAGUGAAGCGGUGUUUGUUUUGGAUGAGAUGAGUAAAAGGGGCUUGAGCAUUGGUAAAAAAUUGACUGAAAUUUAUCAACAGAAGCUUCAAAACAGAAGCUAAAGUUCACAUUUUUUUUUUUUUUUUACCAUUUUAAUGAUUAAGGAGGCUUUAAAAACCAUGGCAUGUGAGCUAUUUCAGUUUUUGAGUUUUGUCUAGGUGGCAUUUUUAAUAAAAAGAUUUAUCUCUUACAUUAGUUAUAGAAGGAAUGUAAAUUUUAUUCAUUAUCCAGUAAGUAAUGGAAGUGCUACCGAGCAAUAAGUACAUACUGGUUAACUUUUACACCAUAUAUGAGUCCCUACUUAACUCAUAUCUUUUACACAGUUUUUGGUUAACCUGAUCAUAAGUUAUAUUUUUAGGCCUAUUAAUCGUAAUCCAACUAUAUUUCUUAUUUUCUUUAGUAUUUACUCCUUUGUGAGCUUCGCUAACUUAAAUAUGCAUGUAUUUUUUUGUCCAAAUUCGAUAUAUGUAUGCUUUUCAAGUCAGUUAUAGUAUGAUUGAGAUCGAAGCUUUCUCUCGUGACCUAUUAACGGCCGAUUGAAGUUCAUUCUCCUAUCCAUUAUCUUUUUUUUUGUUAAUUACACAGGUAUAGCACUUGUCAUAAUACCCUCUUAAGAGUAUUUACAAUUGAAAAAAUGUAGUCUUUGCUUUCUUUCUCUUGCUUGCAGAGCACACAGCCUCUAUUAAUGUGAAUUUCCUAGGAAGCCAAUCGAUCUUUCGUUGGGAGCUUGUCAAGGAUAGUCGUUUAGGUAAUUACAGCAUAUUUUGGUAUGUGAAAUUUACACCAUAUAAGGUUAUACCAAUUUACUUUUAUUUAACUCUCUCUUAUUUUUUCCUACACACUUGUGGUGAGUAGCUACAACCCUUAUUAUUCCAAACUAUUCUAAUUUUUUUGUGUCAAAAAUCUAGUUGCAAG
Messenger RNA from Durio zibethinus, 1930 nucleotides. Its product is annotated as pentatricopeptide repeat-containing protein At2g40240, mitochondrial-like. NCBI's taxonomy places the organism in Eukaryota, Viridiplantae, Streptophyta, Magnoliopsida, Malvales, Malvaceae. The record is from RefSeq and is a predicted model, not a curated record. Gene Ontology annotation, molecular function: protein binding.